Molecule: messenger RNA, 1941 nt
Organism: Arabis nemorensis
Lineage: Eukaryota; Viridiplantae; Streptophyta; Magnoliopsida; Brassicales; Brassicaceae
Source: the annotation of a GenBank genome assembly
AUGUUUCCUCCAAGUUUCUGCUACACAAUCUUCGUCACUUUCAUCUUCCACUUCGUACUAUUAGCUCCUCAAACUUUGUCUCUUGAUCCGAAGUUUAAGGCUUGUGAGCCCAAAUCAUGUGGCAAAGGUCCCGAGAUUUCCUUUCCAUUCUAUCUUUCAGACAAGCAAGACUCCUCUUGUGGAUAUCCCAGCUUCGAACUCAGUUGUGACGAUGAACUAGAGCUCCCUGUUCUCGGGAUCUCCGGUGAGGAUUACGUCAUCAAGAACAUAUCUUACUCGACACAGUCGUUUCAGGUCGUGAACUCAAAGGCCUCUCAUGAUCCAUGUCCGAUCCCUCUGCAUAAUCUUACCCUCCAUAGGACUCCUUUCUCUGUGAGCCCUUCUCAUGUCAACUUCUCCAUGUUUUACAAUUGCUCCGACUACUUGCCAGAUGAUUUUACGAUAUACCCUCUUACUUGCUCUGGCAACACAAGUCUUCGAUCUUUCGGGAUCUUCCGGAGGGAGAUCAAGGACAAGUAUUCAUACAGGUCGUGCCAGAAACUAGUCGAAGUUCCUGUUUCAGCUAGUGGCGAAUCUGAUGUGAAACUGUUUUUGGGUAUGGCUUAUGCCGAGAUUUUGAAAAGGGGUUUUGUUCUGAAUUGGACUGCACACAGUUGUAACCGCUGCAAUAGUAGCGGCGGGCGAUGUGGAACUAAUAAUAAGGAAUUCGUUUGCUUUUGUCCUGAUGGACCUAAGAUUUAUGAUACUUGCAAGAAUGGUGAUAAAAAAAAAUUGGGGCUGAAGAUCGGCAUAGGUAUUGGGGCCGGGGUCCUGGGAUUAAUAGCAGCGAGCAUCUGUUGGUUUGUGUACCAUCGUAAAAAAACCAAAAGCUAUAGAACUUCUUCAGCAUUGCUUCCAAGAAACCUCUCCUCAGAGCCAUCUUCAAAGUCUUCAGACGUUGAGAAAGCAGAGGAAUUGUUAGUCGGAGUUCGUCUCUUCUCUUUCGAAGAGCUCGAAGAAGCCACUAAUAACUUCGACCCGUCUAAAGAACUCGGUGAUGGAGGCUUUGGUACUGUCUAUUACGGUAAACUUAAAGAUGGACGAAGUGUAGCUGUAAAACGAUUAUUCGAGAACAACUUCAAAAGAGCAGAGCAAUUCAGGAAUGAAGUUGAGAUCUUAACGGGUUUACGCCAUCCCAACCUCGUGGCUCUAUUUGGAUGCUCCUCAAAACAGAGCCGAGACUUGCUGUUAGUGUAUGAGUAUGUUGCAAAUGGCACGUUAGCUGAUCAUCUACACGGUUCACAGGCUAACCCGAGCUCACUUCCUUGGUCUACUCGUCUUAAGAUCGCUGUUGAAACCGCCUCUGCCUUGAAGUAUCUUCACGCCUCCAAGAUCAUUCACCGUGAUGUUAAGUCCAACAACAUCCUUCUCGACCAAAACUUCAAUGUCAAGGUUGCGGAUUUCGGACUUUCAAGACUGUUCCCGAUGGACAGAACGCACGUAUCAACCGCUCCACAAGGAACUCCAGGCUACGUCGACCCGGAUUAUCACCUCUGCUAUCAACUCUCCAACAAAAGCGAUGUGUACAGCUUUGCGGUAGUGUUAAUGGAGCUUAUCUCAUCGCUUCCAGCAGUCGAUAUCACAAGACCUCGACAAGAGAUCAACCUCUCGAACAUGGCAGUCGUUAAAAUACAGAACCACAAGCUCCAAGACAUGGUGGAUCCUUCACUCGGGUUCGACACGGAUACAAGAGUGAGACAGACCGUGAUCGCAGUCGCUGAGCUUGCGUUCCAAUGCUUACAGUCGGAUAAAGAUCUUAGGCCGUGUAUGUCGCACGUGCAAGAGACGUUGACAAGGAUACAGAACAAUGCGUUUGGUUCGGAAGUGGAUGUUGCAGAUGUGAGUAAGAGUGGACCGUUACAGUCUCCUGAUAGUGUAAUUGUGAAAUGGGACAGUAAGUAA